This is a messenger RNA of Penaeus monodon (black tiger shrimp), 293 nucleotides long. RefSeq lists its product as uncharacterized. The record is from RefSeq and is a predicted model, not a curated record. Lineage: Eukaryota; Metazoa; Arthropoda; Malacostraca; Decapoda; Penaeidae.
AUGCGACGAUAUAGUGUGAAAGCAAGAACAACGAUGGCUAUGCCAGUGAUAGUUGACAGUACAGGGAAAACCGCCCCUGUGGAGGCGCGGUCGUGGAGCGGCGUGCUGGAGGCGCGCGAGUUCGGCGCCAUGUGCUACCAGCCCCUGGAGAACGACGUCUGGGACACCGUGGAGUCGUCGCUGGACCUCGGGCACCUCGAGGCCCAGCUGAGGAAGGCCCUGGCGGCCGAGCUGGGCAGCGACCUGUACGAGGAGGAGGUGGAGGAGCUGGAGGACGAGCUACGGAAGGUGGC